CCAACAGCUGGAACAUCUGCUCGCAAAGUGUCCGGCAGGCUUUUGUGGCAGAUGCCGCUGUUCCCGGGGGGCUUCCUGGUAGUUGUAGUCCUCACGUCGGCACAAGCCAGCCUCGCUGCGCAGCAUCGGACUACAUUUCCCGGCGCGCCUUGCGAGGGCGGGGAGGCUGUUCGCUGAAGCGUUCUUCGCCGCUGAUGUCGCAGGGUUUGGGUCGGUCCGGCUCCCCUCUUCUCUCGUCAGAUAGACGCUUCUGUCCCUUAAAGGCGCAGCCCUUGGGAAGACUCCCAGUUUGGACGGGGCUGCAUGUGCAGGGACAUGUACAUUAACAGGCUGGGGAGCCGUCUCAACGCCAUAUUGCGAAAUUACUGAGCAGCGGCAGCAGCAGCAGCAGCAGGAGGAGAUUCUUCCAAGCGCUCCAUUCCCCUCCGACUCGUCCGCUGAGCUCCAUGGCUUCCAAACUUUUGCGAGCUGUCAUCCUCGGCCCCCCCGGGUCUGGCAAGGGCACGAUGUGUCAGAAGAUCGCCAAGAACUUCGGGCUGCAGCAUCUCUCCAGCGGCGACUUCUUGAGACAAAAUAUCCGAUCGAACAACGAAGUAGGAAUCUUGGCCAAGCAAUAUCUAGAACAGGGCCUGCUUGUUCCGGAUCAUCUCAUCACGCGCGUCAUGCUCACGGAGCUAGAAAAACGGAAGACCGAACACUGGCUGCUCGACGGUUUUCCGCGGACGUUAAUCCAGGCCGAAGCGGUUAAUAAAAUCUGCGAUAUUGACCUGGUGAUCAGUUUAAAUAUACCAUUCGAGACGCUGAAAGAUCGUCUGAACACGCGGUGGAUUCACCCGCCCAGCGGAAGAGUUUACAACCUUGAAUUCAACCCUCCCGUCGUCCACGGAAUCGAUGAUGUCACCGGAGAGCAGUUAGUCCAACAAAAAGAGGAUAAACCCGACGCCGUGGCGUCCCGACUGCGCCAGUACAAAGACGUCGCUAAACCCGUUAUAGAAUUAUAUAAGGGCCGAGGGGUGCUGCAUACCUUUUCGGGGACCGAAACGAACAAGAUCUGGCCGUAUAUCUAUACGCUAAUGAGCACGAAAAUCACGCCGGUGCACCCGGAGGACACGAGCCAGGCGUUCCGCGCGGAGGAGCAAUGAGCAGCGCGCUUAUUUAUCGCUCUGAGUGUAAGUGAGCAGCCCGCGCUCUAUCGGCCGUAUAACGCGCCUGCCCUCGGAAGCUUUAAGCACUUAUGUGAUACGGUUCUUCUCUCCGCUCGGUGUCUCGCAAACCAACGGACUCUGGUUAUACCGCGUGAUUUCCCUUUACGUUUUCCUUGGAUUUUAUCUAGAAACAUAUCCAUUUUUUUGGAGGGGGAGGGGUUUACCACACCCCUCCCCCGCCUUGUGAUCUUUUAAAGCCGGUUUGUUUGUUUGUUUGUGAAAAUGUAUCUUUUUUGUUUUGUUUUGUUUUCUAAACAUAAAGAAUAUUCUGUAACUUUACAACCCAAAGAAUAUCCAGAGAAUGCUGUGAAGAUAUACUAUGUAUCGAUAUCUGUUCCUAUAUAUAUACAUUUUAUAUAUAUUAGUUUUUUUUAAGGGUCCGGGCGCAAGCUUUAAAUAUAUCGCUAGUCAAAUAUUCUAUAAAUUCUUUUUUUUUGGGUCAUUUAAUACAAUCAGGAUCAUUGGAA
Spea bombifrons (plains spadefoot toad) is the source of this 1672-nucleotide messenger RNA. It is a transcript of the gene AK4, whose product is annotated as adenylate kinase 4. The coding region runs from base 447 to 1142 and encodes 231 amino acids. Gene Ontology annotation, biological process: nucleobase-containing compound metabolic process. The record is from RefSeq and is a predicted model, not a curated record. Lineage: Eukaryota; Metazoa; Chordata; Amphibia; Anura; Pelobatidae. Gene Ontology annotation, cellular component: mitochondrion; cytoplasm. Gene Ontology annotation, molecular function: ATP binding; nucleoside diphosphate kinase activity; AMP kinase activity. The transcript has 6 exons.